This is a messenger RNA of Pseudoliparis swirei, 2921 nucleotides long. Its product is annotated as branched-chain-amino-acid aminotransferase, cytosolic-like. Lineage: Eukaryota; Metazoa; Chordata; Actinopteri; Perciformes; Liparidae. Gene Ontology annotation, molecular function: oxidoreductase activity; branched-chain-amino-acid:2-oxoglutarate transaminase activity. Gene Ontology annotation, cellular component: mitochondrion. The transcript has 18 exons. The record is from RefSeq and is a predicted model, not a curated record. Bases 36 to 1838 code for a protein of 600 amino acids. Gene Ontology annotation, biological process: L-leucine biosynthetic process; L-valine biosynthetic process.
UCCGAGGCGUUCAGGGGCCGACAUUUAGGAUCGACAUGUCGCUGCGAUACCAAAACAAAGUGGUGAUUGUGACCGGAGGGUCCAAAGGGAUCGGGAGAGGCAUCGUCAGAGUGUUUGUGGAGAAUGGAGCCAAAGUGGUGUUCUGUGCAAGAGGAGGUGCAGCAGGUGAGUCUCUGGAGGCGGAGCUAAACGGCGCCGGUGCGGGAUCCUGCAGGUUCGUCCGGUGCGACGUCUCCAAGGAGGACGACAUCAAGAGACUGGUCGCGGUCGCGGUGGAGCACUAUGGAGCCGUGGACUGCCUGGUCAACAACGCCGGGUGGCACCCGCCUCAUAAACCCACCGAUGACACCCCGGGAGAGGAGUUCAGGGACCUGCUGAAUCUGAACCUCGUCAACUACUUCCUGGCCUCCAAAUAUGCGUUGCCUUACCUGCGACAGCGUCAGGGAAACAUCAUCAACGUGUCCAGUCUGACUGCGACCAUCGGCCAGAGAGACGCUGCGCCGUACGUCGCCACCAAGGGGGCGAUCGUGUCCAUGACAAAGGCGAUGGCCGUGGACGAGAGUCUCCACAACGUGAGAGUGAACUGCAUCUCUCCCGGCAACGUUCUGACGCCUCUGUGGGAGGAGUUAGCCGCUCUGACGCCGGACGCCGCCGCCACCAUCAAACUGGCAGAAAGCCACCAGGCACUCCAUGGACGCCUGGUUCAGGCCCUCCCCCUGUCCCUCGGCGGGGUCCGCUCCGCCAGCUCCUUCAAGGCGUCUGACCUGGUGGUGGAGCGCAGCGCCUCCUGCGGGCCGAAGCCCGACCCGUCCUCUCUGGUGUUCGGUAAACAUUUCUCGGACCACAUGUUGACCAUCAGCUGGUCGGCGGCGGGCGGCUGGGAGGCGCCGCACAUCAAACCGUUCCAGAACCUGUCGCUGCACCCGGCCAGCUCCGCCCUGCACUACUCCAUCGAGCUGUUUGAGGGCAUGAAGGCGUUCCGCGGCGAGGACAACCACAUCCGCCUCUUCAGGCCGAUGCUGAACAUGGAGAGGAUGCACCGCAGCGCCCACAGGAGCAGCCUGCCCCUCUAUGACCAGGAGGAGCUGCUGACGUGCAUCAAGAAGCUGGUGGAGCUGGACCAGGACUGGGUCCCCUUCUCCCAGGACGCCAGCCUCUACAUCAGGCCCACCUUCAUCGGGACCGAGCCGUCCCUGGGCGUGUCUCCUCCCACCCAGGCGAUGAUCUUUGUGAUCGUGGGCCCGGUGGGUCCGUACUUCUCCACCGGCUCCUUCAGCCCGGUGUCGCUGCUGGCCGACCCGUCCUUCGUGAGGGCGUGGCGAGGAGGCGUGGGCGCCUACAAGAUGGGGGGUAACUACGGGCCCACCAUCGCGGUGCAGAACGAGGCGUUGAAGCGCGGCUGCCAGCAGGUCCUGUGGCUGUACGGCGAGAAGGAGGAGAUCACCGAGGUCGGCACCAUGAACCUCUUCAUCUACUGGACCAAUGAGAAAGGAGAGAAAGAGUUGUUCACCCCUCCUCUGGAUGGCAUCAUCCUCCCGGGAGUCACCAGACAGUCUCUGCUGGACUUGGCCAGAUCCUGGGGCGAGUUCAAGGUGACGGAGCGCACCAUGGGCAUGAAGGAGCUGCUGGGGGCUCUGGAGGCCGGCAGAAUCCUGGAGGUGUUCGGGGCCGGGACGGCCUGCGUGGUGUGCCCCGUCGGCAGCCUCCUCUACGGGGAAAAGACCUAUGAGAUCCCCACCAUGCAGAACGGUCCGGACCUGGCGAAGCGGUUCCACAAGGAGCUCACUGACAUUCAGUACGGACGCAAGGCGAGCGACUGGGCGCCACUGGUCGUCUAACGGCGACAUUGCACACGCCAGUAGAAUCAACAGUUACAGCCCCCCCCCCCCCUCUAAAUCCACUAAUGCACUCCUGCUGCCCCACCAGCCGAGGACACGGGUUGAUUCUCCGUCUGUCUCCUCGGCCGACCUUUUCCUCGUUUCCUUUCCUUUCUGUUGUUUGAAUAACAACAACAACCAUGUGCAAUGUUUUGACCUUUGACCCCCCCCCCCCGAGGUUCGUGUCGUUGGAAGGGAAAGAAAACGAGCGACUGCAGCCAGACGAUUAAAACAUAAAGAUGUAAUAUUAUUUUGUAUAUCGCACAACAUUCAAAUCUGUCGGCUAAUUGGGUCAACGUACAAAAAGAAUACUCGCGUAAUCACUCCUUUAACUCCUCUUGAGGGCGCCGCUUCUAGUUUACAGCACAAACGUUCAUUUUAACCAGCAUUCUGUCAUUCAUCACUUUUUUUAUUUUAAAAAUGCACAAAAUGUAUUUUUAGAACAAUUUUGCACGAUUUAAAAGUAGCGAUAUAUAUAUAUAUAUUCCAUGUUUCUGUGUGCCGCCGUUCCCAUCAACACGUGAGUUAAAAAUGCAUUUCCCAAAAAGGAAAAUAUUAUAUGAACGUGCACUUCUUGUUUGCGUAACUGUUACCUGCGAGUCGUAGAAGAGAAGAAAGAAGGAUGACUGUUACACGCCGAAGUCUCUCCUGCACUGAUGCUGGGUGUGUGAUCACUAUGGAAACCAUGGACCGCGUACUCCUCUUAUUUUAGAGGUUUUUAAAACCGUAUUUCUCGUCUCCUUUGGUGUAAGAUUUAGAAUAUUGUCUUCCGAAGUCUUUGACUGUCACCCGCGGGUGUUUUUGUUGUUUUCUUUUCCCUCGCUGGCUUUCCUUACUUGAAUAUGUUGAUCUUUUCACACACACACACACACACCUUAUUCCUCUCUUUCUCUCAAAGUGCCUGACCCUCGUCUGGAUCUUCUGCCACUGUUCUUAUUAUUUUGUCCAGUGUGUGGUAGCGGGAUUCUUUGGUAGUUGUUUUUAAAUGUGCUGUUACUUUACCUUCCGCUGUAAUGUUUUUACAAUAAACCUGAUCGGACUUUA